CGAACUUUGGGUGUUGAUGUAUUUGGUUGUUUUGAUUCUUUUGUUGCUAUUUUAAUGGAUAUGAAAUUGAAAGUGCAAAUAACUGGUUUGAGGACAAAACUUUAUUUUAACUUUUUACAAUAAAUACACUUUUAUCCAGGAUACCCCAAGAUGACUACCGCUGUCAAACGAAAGGCUGAAGAUGGACCGGAAGCAAUGAUUACAAGACCACCCCCUCCAAUACACAAUCAGUCGUACUUUGGUCCUCCAGGUCCGAUGCCUAUGGACUUCCGUAGUCAGCAAUGGAUGUCAGGAGGAUGGGGAGGUCCUCCUCGUAUGAUGCACAGCCAAUUCUUUCAUAGAGGAAGAGGUAACCACAACCAAAGGAUGUUUUUUCCUCAAUCCAGGGGAAUGAGACCUCAUCAAAACUACAAUUAUAACAACUAUAACCAGAAUAUGUGGAACCGUCCACCACCACCUUUCAUGGAAGGGAUGCCUCCAAUGCCCCAGGGUGGGGAGGCGUUCCACAACCAGGGAGCAGGCAGCUCGUGGAUGCCUAACACAACUGUCCCCCCACCACUGCCACCACAAUCUCAGGCCAACCAGUUUGACCCGAAUCAAUUUCCUCAAACUGCAGAAAAUGGGGAAACAUCUUUCUCUGGAACAAAUGCUAAGAAAAAAAAGAAAGAUAAACUCGGAAAACCACCUGCAUACACCUCACGGCCUUGGAACAGAGAAGAUGCAGAAAAGGCGUUAGCGCUCGAAAAUGAGUGUCAGAAAAAUUCAACAGAACAGUCAUUAGUUAUAAGAUUUCCUGACCCUGAAUUGUCCAAAGAUAUAGUUAAAAAAUUUCACCCAUUAAUAGACUCAGUUCACUUUCAAGCACCUAGUGGAGCAAGAUUUUGUUUUGCACAACUGGUGGAUGGAGCUAAUGUAGAUAAAGUAAUAUCAGACUUAGAAAAAAUAAAAUUUGGAGUAGGUAAAUUAAAAGCGGAACGAAAGCUAACAAAAACUGAAGAACCAGUAACACCUGAAGCGAUAGAUCCUUACACGUUAUAUGUUGGUAACUUACCCACAAACAUAUCAACGCAAGUGGUAAAAGAAAAAUUUCCUACUGCACAUAGGAUAGACAUUGGAUAUGCAGCAAAAAUGAAAUAUACUAGAUAUGCCUUCAUCCGAUUCCAGACAGCUGAGGCUGCCAUGGAUGCAUAUAAAUCAGCUCUAAACACGCAGAUAGCCUCACGGUCAAUCAUCCUGCGGUUCCGGAGACACAAAGGACCAGUUGGUCCUCCUGGCGAGAGUCAGACAGAGCACUUGAAAACAAUACCAAAAGUACCGAAAAUCAAGAAAGAGAAAAUUGAACAUGAAGAGGAUGAAGAUGAGGAUGACGAUGAUGAUGAUGACGACGACGACGACGAUGAUGACGACGAUGAUGAUGAUGACGACGACGAUGAUGAUGGUGAGGCAAACAACAUGGAAGAAGAUUAUGACGAUGACGAUGAUGAUGAAGAAGAAGAUGAGGAUGAAGAUGAAGAAGAUGAUGAUGAGGAUGAAGAUGCACCUCACAAAGAUGUAGAAGAAAACUCGGAAGAAGAAGAUGAUAAGGAUGAUAAGUUUCAAGACUUGUUCGAGAAGUUCAAAGAAAAAAAUAGGGAUCUAGGAAAUUGGAACAAGCUAUAAUGAUGAGUGAUUAUGGCAGGCAUAAAUGUAUUCUCUCAUGUUGUUCUUCAAUAGUAAGCCAAAUAUGUUUCGGCAUAAAUAAUGGAAAAUAUUCAGUAUAAGUAAUGGCAACUAUAAUGUAGAUUAUUGAAAAUAAGCUUUUACCCCUAGAUCUGGUGCAGUACUGUGCGAAUCCAUGGAUGUGGAUCAAUGUGGAUAAUGAUACAAAUGACUGUAUACACUAUUUACUUAGAGUAAGAAUAAUUAUCAA
Molecule: messenger RNA, 1909 nt
Organism: Homalodisca vitripennis (glassy-winged sharpshooter)
Lineage: Eukaryota; Metazoa; Arthropoda; Insecta; Hemiptera; Cicadellidae
Product: bromodomain adjacent to zinc finger domain protein 2B-like
Exons: 10
Coding region: 151-1659 (502 amino acids)
Molecular function (GO): RNA binding
Source: RefSeq, a predicted model, not a curated record